Messenger RNA from Spodoptera litura, 3159 nucleotides. RefSeq lists its product as uncharacterized. Lineage: Eukaryota; Metazoa; Arthropoda; Insecta; Lepidoptera; Noctuidae. The record is from RefSeq and is a predicted model, not a curated record.
AUUAGAAACGGAGUGAAGUUGUUAUUGUGUGGACGUUUAUCGACUACGAGAGGUUAUCUCAUUCGUCGCCGCACAGUCGCUUAAGCUAUACUUACUUGUGCAACUAUGUGAAAUAAAACCGAAAUGCGUUUUGUAUUCUUGUUAUUAUUAGUUUUGUGUUUGUUGUGCGUGAGUGUACCUGUGCUGUGCUCCGACAUGAUCGUCGGCGACACUGUCCAUCGGAAAAUGAUUUUCCAUCAGAGGAUCAAAGAUUUUGCAAUACCCUUCAAAAAGAGAGUAAAGACUUUAACGUUUAGUGAUCCAGAAAAACGAAAGAUAAAGGGUGUAGCAGUGGUCGAUAAUGACUUCUCCCAUGCAAGUGCCAAUAUAACUGAAGGUGGAGUAGGAUAUUCUUACGUCACAGUUCGAAUGAAAAGCCAGAGGCAUCACCCUCUUAACUUCGAAGUGGAAAUAUACGUCUAGUCAGAGACGGGAUCUGAUCACAAAGGACUGUACAAACAGCUUUAAAAUCUAACACGGUGAAGUGACGGGACACUGAUGUGCUAAAUGAUGCAAUACUUUUAGCAAUAGUUAUAGAAAUAAGUGUUAAUAAGGAUCAUAUUAGCUUAACUGUUUUCCUUUGUAAUUUUAUUGAUCUGCCACCAAAUAUAAUUAGCAUCUUAUUAGUCAUUUCAAAACAAGAAUUGGUAAUCUUUUGUGAAUAUAGUCUCUCUAUUAGGUAAGCAUGCCAAAAGUUAAUGUAAUGUUUAGUUUAGUAAGAACUAUUGUGUCUUUGUAUACAGCAAGGUACUGAUGCCAAAGGAGAAGGGUAUCCCUAUAGCGGGAUGACUAAGCGACACCGCCGUCUCGCCUAAUGUCACUAUUAGUAGCAGACGGACAAUACUGUCAUUUAGUUUGUAGGCUAACACCAUUAGUUGAUACCAUGCAGUAAAUGUAUAAAUGAACUAUGUAUGAUUCACUAUACAAACUAUAAAUAGAUUUAAUACGUUUGGCACAUUUUUGUUUAGAUUUGGGGUAAUCUGAAUGCUUCUCAUUGUUAAUGAUCUUGUACCUAUUGUUCACAGAUCUAAAGAAUCAAUACAGAAUAAUCAGGCUAAAUAUCUGCUUCUAUACAAUAGUACAAAGUAAAUACAUCUAUCAACAAUGAAUUGUUCUCAAAAGAAACAAAACAUUUUAUAGAAAGCUAUACUAGAACACUUCAAUUCCAAUUAUGAAUAAUAUAAAUAUUUUAAACAUUUAGUAUACUUGUAGAAACCUAUCGUCUGCUUGUCAAUCAGUCGGUUCUAAUAGGUAGGCACUUGAUAGUUUAUUAUGGUUUAAUGGGACAAGUGCCAAAGUAAUACCAAGUCACUUCGUCCAUAUUUGGCUUUAGGAAAACGAUUGUUUCAAAACAAUAGAUCGCCAUAUAGUGAUUGAUGAUAGUUCUAAUAAACAAAUGCACAUUACCCACGUACUAUUGUUGAUGUUUAAUUACAUUGGAAUGUGUUCUUGAGAUGUUUAGUACUACAUUGAGAGCUUGUCUUGUCAGUUUAUUUGUAAGCGAGUGAUCAGGCUUACUAAUAAACUAACAUUUUCAUACAACACAAUGUCUUCUAAUAGUGAAGACGUUUUGAUAUCUACGAGUUCGACUUCGUAAGAGCAUAAGACACUAACUUUCAAAGAGCAGAAUAUUUCCAUGUACGUUUUGAUAAAAAUGGCUCAGACAACAAGAUUAACUAGCGUUUCAAUUAAUAGUAUAGAUAUUUUUCUAAACGACGACAACCUUUCGUUUAAUAGGUAGCCUGAUUUAUGUCGAGGUUUUUCCUUAAACAGCUGAGCAAAUAUUAGACAUUUUACAGACGUAUUUCAUGACGUGAUUGGUUUAAUGCAGUAAUUUGUCCUGAUUUUAUAAGUUGGAAAUAGGUAAGUAGGUAUCAAAUCCUGGCAUCAUUCGAUCAAAGAGCUAGACUAUACAUUGAAAGGCUAUUUAAACUAGCUGACUGACACGUACACAUUAAUGUUAACCGACUUCCUUAAAAUUUGUCGAUCUUCCCGUAUAAUCGUUUUUCAGACCAAAAUUUUAACCAUAUUGUAAUAUUUUAGGGAUUUCUUAUAGGUAUACAUAAACGGGUUAUCAUUUUGAUAUAAAAGGCUAAUAAAUUUUUUUCUUUCCCUACGUGAUACAAUUCACUAAACAUACCUGUUUAUGUAACUUCUAACUACUCGGAGUACAUUUUGGAAUGUUUGCUGUUUAUAUUUACAUUGUCUUAGAUGAUAAACAUUGAGAUGCGUUCAUGGUCACGUUUACAACUAGAACUUAGCAAGAUCACCCAUCUAACUAAGAUCUUAUUUCGGUGCCAUAGAGGCUGUUUUAGAGUGAAUUUUGUAUAUGAGUGAAUCAAUAGUAUUGUCUUGUCAAUAACUGUUUCGUAUUUACUAAUAACAAAAUAGAUUAUAGUAUAAGAUUUCACAUUAAAUUGAAAUAGGAAUAAUUAUUUAACGAAUGUUUAACCUUCCUUACGCUCGUUCGUAAGUUAGUGGCUAACAGUUCGUUAUUAGGAACUAUUUUAGUAAUAAGUAUUUUUAAGUUAGUAUAUUAUCAUUGGUCGCAAGUGCAACUAGCUAGCUUAAGGGUUGGAUUCUCAAAUCAGGCUAUUAAAUUAAUUAUUGGGUAGGUAUCCUUUCCAAAAUUCUCACUUACAACUGAGUCUGUAAUUCUAAUAGAUUCGUUCAAUAUUAAAAUCUAAUUAUUGCAUAACAUAAUUGGAGAAAAGGUAUUUUAAUGUAAUGUUUAUUUGGUUUCAGAGGUUAAAAAGAAAUAUUAUCAAGGGUUUAGAUUACGUUAUAUCAAAUUGUUAAUAACUAAAAGCUGUUUUUUGGAACAAACAGGCUAGGUAGGGAAUGGGCUAGGUGCUAAAAAAUAAGGUCUAUAAUUAGGCAAUUCCAAUAAUGUUCUGUUUAAGGAAUAUUAUGUAAACAAAAUUUUGGUGUCUAGAACUGUUAUAUCAUGCAUAAUUUUAUCAUAGAUAUUUUAAUAUAUUGCCUUAUUUAUUAGGUAAUACGUUCAAAAGAUAUAAUCUUAUUGAAAUAAGAAUGUUAUAUGAAUUAUUAAUAGUUCCUUGAGUUAUGUUUAUUAUGUCAAACUGUAUAAAUAAAUAAAUGAAUAUUAUAAUAAUGUUG